AUGCAGGGGACCUGCAAGGUGUUUUUGGAUGUAGGCCGUUCAUCUGCGGUGUACAAGGUGGCCUCCAUGGCAGAGCUACCCGUGGCAUUCGGUUAUGACAACGAGGACCGUCCUGAGGAUGGGUUCCUUUAUAGAAGCGCGUGCGCAGGAAAUCCGGCCGCUAUAUUCCGUAGAGGGAUGAGAGAAAUCUUCUGGAUGGGCCGAUACAUGGGUAGGGGCGACACCCUGCUUGCGGCCACCGAUGCGGGCGAUGUCCAAGCGCGCUACCUGUGUGAGAUGCUGCUACUUACGCCAUGUGUUGGGCACGAGGUAGACGCUGGCAGGGGGGUUGAACUGUAUCCCAACGUACUGGCUUCUGGAAAAAUCGAAAUGUGUAGAGAACUCUUCGGGCAGUUGUUCACAAAUCCGCUGAUUGGGGUGAACCCGUCGGAUCCAGGGAAGCCCGUUGUCUGCCGGUCAAGCGUAUGCCCGACCCGCGGGUCCAUGGGUGCCGCCAACGAUUUGUCGAGUGUGUCGUGUGUCCACUGCCUUGCCGAGUUUGAGGUGUUGCAUUUCUUUAGCCUGUUUACGUUCAAAUGA
Arachis stenosperma is the source of this 579-nucleotide messenger RNA. RefSeq lists its product as uncharacterized. The record is from RefSeq and is a predicted model, not a curated record. Bases 1 to 579 code for a protein of 192 amino acids. Lineage: Eukaryota; Viridiplantae; Streptophyta; Magnoliopsida; Fabales; Fabaceae. The transcript has a single exon.